AUGUCAUCUAUGAGUGUCAAUUCACUCAUUGACAAAAACAGUGAAGAUGAAAAGCAACAACAACAACAACCUCAAGUAAAGUCAAUCCCACAGAAAAGAUCAUCUUCUAAUGAUGUGGAAGAACUACAACCUCCUUUUCAAGGACACAAUACAGCAUCUCCUUCUCAUUCAACAACAACAACAGCACCAACAAUUCCAUCACUAAGGAGAUUAAGUGAGUCUUUACCACAUCCACCCCUGAAACAAGAAGAACUUUCAAGAUCUCCUCGAAAACCAAUCAAUGAUCCGGGAUUAUUGGCUUUAUUGGGGCCAAAUGUCACAGCAUUUCCAUUUUCAGAGGAGUCUUUCCAAGAUGCAUUGAAAUUAAGAGCAGAACAAGAACGAACAAAACAGGAAUAUUAUAGAGUGGAGACUGCAAAUAAAAAUCUUGCCAUCUUACAAACUGCAUUAAGAGCACAAAUCCCAAUUAAUUUAAUACCGUUGAUGUGUGUUGGAAAAGUACCUGAAUUGACAGAAGAACAAAUGAAAAUGAUGUUGCAACAACCUUUACCACAACCACCCAUUGCUUCAACACAACAUUUUCAGCCACAAGGUCAACCACCACCACCGCAACAACAGCAGCAAAUACCUCAAUCACAACCACAGCAUCCACCUCAGCAACCUCCACAACAAUUUGUACCGAUUGUACAACAACAACAACAACAAGGACCUCCAGUAUUCAUGCAACCAGGACUACUGCAAGAACAACAAAUUCAAAUUAUCCAAGCCAAUCAAAAAAGAAUGCAACAGGAAUUACAACAACAAGGUGGAGUUUUGACUCAGACAAGCCCGUUCCAGAAGGCCCACAGAAGAAGUGCAAGUAGUGGUGGCAGUGGGAGUGGAUCGAUUUCACAACAAGAUGCAUUCAACGUAGCUGGAGGUCCUCCACUAGGAUUUAGAUUUGGUGCCGGAAGUUCUGGCAACAGAAGACCAUUGUCACCCGCAAAAAUUGGUGCUGCUGCGGUUGCUAAUUUGGCAACACCAACAACACCUUAUCGUGGGUAUGCAUCAGCAUCUUCUUCAGCAAGAAAAAUCCCAUCUCAUCACCGUCAUAGUUCUCUUCCUGUGGAGACUCCCAAUCGGCAGCCUAUUAUAGAUUUAAAUGCCGCAGACCCAAAUAAAGGUGUUACAUCUUUACAAUCCCCUCUAGUUGGAUCUACAUCUACUAUACAAGUGAAACCAAUACCGGCUCAACCAUUACACAAGCAAAGUAAACUGCAUGUCCAACCACUGCAAGAAUCGAUGACUUCGUUUCAGCAUGUGAUCCAAUUUCAUCACUGGAAACCAACUACUAGCCAACCAGGUUUAAGUAGUUCCAGUGGUAGUCCUACAAGAACACAUUCCCAUAAGAGAAGAAAGUCGUCAAUUACAAGUACGCCUAUCCAGGAAUCAUCACCUAUAUCACCAAUGAAAUCCAGACCUGAUGACCCAAUCAAGGAGCCAGAACAAGAGAAAAUAGACGCUGAACAAGAGUUGGCAUCAUCCACACCAAAAGCAACGACAUCUGAUUUGGCUAGUAAAGAUGAUGAUACAGUGGACCCGGAUACUUCAAUGGAAAGUUCAAUUAGUGAUACAACUGCUCUGAAAGUCGACGUUGAAGCGAAUCCUCCUAAAGCUCACCGUCGUAACAAACUGACUUUUGGAUCAAAAAACCCAUGA
Molecule: messenger RNA, 1698 nt
Organism: Candida tropicalis MYA-3404
Lineage: Eukaryota; Fungi; Ascomycota; Pichiomycetes; Serinales; Debaryomycetaceae
Exons: 1
Coding region: 1-1698 (565 amino acids)
Source: RefSeq, a predicted model, not a curated record